UCUCAGUGACUGUGAGGUUUUGUCCGUGUGAAGCUUGGCUGAAGCUCCAAAGUCUCUGUGACUGGAUGUGAACUGAGCAGCUGAACAUCUUCCAUGUUGUAGUGAGUGAGUGCAGCUCUCCCAGCAGCUGUUUCUCUGCUAUGGAUCAGUGUGAGGACAGAGAGGAGGGAGUCCCUCCCUCUAAAAGCUCUCUGUGUGGGGAACAUGACAGCCAGACCAAAGCUCAGAGGAUGCAGCAGCAGAGAGCAGACUCUCCUGAACCCAGCUGUGUGUCCAUGAAGAGUGACCGGUCUAUGGAUCAUCCUUUUAACUUUAAAGAUGGACAACCUGCUGAUGGAAGUAUCAGGAUGCAGCAGCAGAGAGCAGACUCUCCUGAACCCAGCUGUGUGUCCAUGAAGAGUGACUGGUCUAUGGGUUGUCCUAUUAGGUUUAAAGAUGGACAACCUGCUGAUGGAAGAGUUCAGCAGCAGAGCUCAGAGGUUCCCAGUGAUCAGUCUGCACAGCAGCAUCAAACACAGCUGGACUCCAUAUUUAUGCUGCUGGAGGAGAACAUCGUCACUUUUGUGAAGAACGAGCUGAAGAGAGUCCAGAGGGGUCUGAGUCCAGAUUACCCAGAAUGCUUAGAGAGACAGAGUGAGGAUGAGGAGGUGUUGGACGGUGAGGAGGAAGAGCAGAGGAGGAGCAGCAGAGAGGCAUUUCUGAAGAUCACACUGCACUUCCUGAGGAGAAUGAAGCAGGAGGAGCUGGCUGAGCGUCUGCAGAGCAGAACUGGUGCUGCAAAGUGUCGACGUAAACUCAAGUCUAACCUGGAGAAGAAGUUCCAGUGUCUGUUUGAGGGGAUCGCUAAAGCAGGAAACCCAACCCUUCUGAAUCAGAUCUACACACCGCUCUACAUCACAGAGGGAGGGACUGCAGAGGUCAAUGAUGAACAUGAGAUCAGACAGAUUGAAACAGCAUCCAGGAAACCAGACAGACCAGAAACAACAAUCAGACAAGAAGACAUCUUUAAAGCCUCACCUGGAAGAGAUGAACCAAUCAGAACAGUGAUGACAAAGGGAGUGGCUGGCAUUGGGAAAACAGUCUUAACACAGAAGUUCACUCUGGACUGGGCUGAAGACAAAGCCAACCAGGACAUACACUUCACAUUUCCAUUCACUUUCAGAGAGCUGAAUGUGCUGAAAGAGAAAAAGUACAGCUUGGUGGAACUUGUUCAUCACUUCUUUACUGAAACCAAAGAAGCAGGAAUCUGCAGGUUUGAAGAGUUCCAGGUUGUGUUCAUCUUUGACGGUCUGGAUGAGUGUCGACUUCCUCUGGACUUCCACAACACUGAGAUCCUGACUGAUGUUACAGAGUCCACCUCAGUGGAUGUGCUGCUGACAAACCUCAUCAGGGGGAAACUGCUUCCCUCUGCUCGCCUCUGGAUAACCACACGACCUGCAGCAGCCAAUCAGAUCCCUCCUGAGUGUGUUGGCAUGGUGACAGAGGUCAGAGGGUUCACUGACCCACAGAAGGAGGAGUACUUCAGGAAGAGAUUCAGAGAUGAGGAGCAGGCCAGAACCAUCAUCUCCCACAUCAAGACAUCACGAAGCCUCCACAUCAUGUGCCACAUCCCAGUCUUCUGCUGGAUCACUGCUACAGUUCUGGAAGAUGCGUUGAAAAGCAAAGAGGGAGGAGAGCUGCCCAAGACCCUGACUGAGAUGUACAUCCACUUCCUGGUGCUUCAGUCCAAACUGAAGAAGGUCAAGUAUGAAGGAGGAACUGAGACAGAUCCACACUGGAGUCCAGAUAGCAGGAAGAUGAUUGAGUCUCUGGGAAAACUGGCUUUUGAGCAGCUGCAGAAAGGCAACCUGAUCUUCUAUGAAUCAGAGCUGACAGAGUGUGGCAUCGAUAUCAGAGCAGCCUCAGUGUACUCAGGAGUGUUCACACAGGUCUUUAAAGAGGAGCGAGGGCUGUACCAGGACAAGGUGUUCUGCUUCGUCCAUCUGAGCCUUCAGGAGUUUCUGGCUGCUCUUCAUGUCCAUCUGACAUUCAUCAAGUCUGGAGUCAAUCUGCUUGCAGAAAAAACAUCCAGGUGGUCUAAAGUCUUUAAAGACAAACCUGAACCAACACGUUUCUACCAGAGUGCUGUGGACGAGGCCUUAAAGAGUCCAAAUGGACACCUGGACUUGUUCCUCCGCUUCCUCCUGGGUCUCUCACUGCAGACCAAUCAGACUCUCCUACGAGGUCUGCUGACACAGACAGGAAGUAGCUCACAGACCAAUCAGAAAACAGUCGAGUACAUCAAGAAGAAGAUCAGUGAGAAUCUGUCUGCAGAGAGAAGCAUCAAUCUGUUCCACUGUCUGAAUGAACUGAAUGAUCGUUCUCUAGUGGAGGAGAUCCAACAGUACCUGAGAUCAGGAAGUCUCUCCACAGAUAAACUGUCUCCUGCUCAGUGGUCAGCUCUGGUCUUCAUGUUACUGUCAUCAGAAGAAGAUCUGGACGUGUUUGACCUGAAGAAAUACUCUGCUUCAGAGGAGGCUCUUCUGAGGCUGCUGCCAGUGGUCAAAGCCUCCAACAAAGCUCUGUUGAGUGGCUGUAAGCUCUCAGAGAGAAGCUGUGCAGCUCUGUCCUCAGUUCUCAGCUCCCAGUCCUCUAGUCUGAGAGAUCUGGACCUGAGUAACAACAACCUGCAGGAUUCAGGAGUGAAGCAGCUUUCUGCUGGACUGGAGAGUCCACACUGUGGACUGAAGACUCUCAGGUUGACUGUCUGUAACCUCUCAGAGAGAAGCUGUGCAGCUCUGUCCUCAGUUCUCAGCUCCCAGUCCUCUAGUCUGAAAGAUCUGGACCUGAGUCACAACAACCUGCAGGAUUCAGGAGUGAAGCAGCUUUCUGCUGGACUGGAGAGUCCACACUGUGGACUGGAAACUCUCAGGUUGACUGUCUGUAACCUCUCAGAGAGAAACUGUGCAGCUCUGUCCUCAGUUCUCAGCUCCCAGUCCUCUAGACUGAGAGAUCUGGACCUGAGUCACAACAACCUGCAGGAUUCAGGAGUGAAGCAGCUUUCUGCUGGACUGGAGAGUCCACACUGUGGACUGGAAACUCUCAGGUUGAGUGACUGUAACCUCUCAGAGAGAAGCUGUGCAGCUCUGUCCUCAGUUCUCAGCUCCCAGCCCUCUAGUCUUAGAGAUCUGGACCUGAGUAACAACGACCUGCAGGAUUCAGGAGUGAAGCAGCUUUCUGCUGGACUGGAGAGUCCACACUGUGGACUGGAAACUCUCAGGCUGAGUGGCUGUAACCUCCCAGAGAGAAGCUGUGCAGCUCUGUCCUCAGUUCUCAGCUCCCAGUCCUCUAGUCUGAGAGAUCUGGACCUGAGUAACAACAACCUGCAGGAUUCAGGAGUGAAGCAGCUUUCUGCUGGACUGGAGAGUCCACACUGUGGACUGAAGACUCUCAGUCUGUCAGCAUGUCUGAUCACAGAGGAAGGCUGUGCUUCUCUGGCCUCAGCUCUGAGCUCCAACCCCUCCCAUCUGAGAGAGCUGGACCUGAGCUACAAUCAUCCAGGAGACUCAGGAGAGAAGCUUCUGUCUGCUGGACUGGAGGAUCCACACUGGAGACUGGAUACUCUCAGGAUGGACCAUGGUGGACUGCAGAGACUGAAACCUGGUCUGAGGAAGUAUGCCUGUGAACUGGAACUGGAUCCAAACACAAUGAACAGAUUCCUCAAACUGUCUGAUAACAACAGGAAGGUGACACGUGUGAAGGAGCAUCAGUCAUAUCCUGAUCAUCCAGACAGAUUUGACUCCUGGCCUCAGCUGCUGUGUAGAAAUGUUCUGACUGGUCGAUGUUACUGGGAGGUCGAGUUGAGAGGAAGAGUUUAUAUAUCAGUGAGUUACAGAAGAAUCAGCAGGAAAGGAAACAGUUAUGACUGUAGGUUUGGAUGGAAUGAUCAGUCCUGGAGUCUGGACUGCUCGGAUGGUGGUUACUCUGUCUGUCACAAUAAGAUAAAAACAUCCAUCUCCUCCUCCUCCUCCUCCUCCUCCUCCUCCUCCUCCUCUGUCUCUAACAGAGUAGCAGUGUAUGUGGACUGUCCUGCUAGCACUCUGUCCUUCUACAGAGUCUCCUCUGACACACUGAUCCACCUCCACACCUUCAACACCACAUUCACUGAACCUCUGUAUGCUGGGUUUGGGCUCUGGUCUGGUUCAAUGUCUCUGUUUCCUCUGUAGGAGGGAGAGUCUCUCUGUGUCCUCUGUAGGAGGGAGAGUCUCUCUGUGUCUCUGUAGGAGGGAGAGUCU
Messenger RNA from Scomber scombrus (Atlantic mackerel), 4274 nucleotides. RefSeq names its product NACHT, LRR and PYD domains-containing protein 12-like. NCBI's taxonomy places the organism in Eukaryota, Metazoa, Chordata, Actinopteri, Scombriformes, Scombridae. The transcript has 15 exons. Gene Ontology annotation, molecular function: protein binding. The record is from RefSeq and is a predicted model, not a curated record. Bases 141 to 4205 code for a protein of 1354 amino acids.